CCGCGGCUCGUGGAGGACGACGACGACCAGCAGGCCGGUCACUCCCCCAAGGCAACUUGGCGGCAGACUGCCUUUACUCCCGCGCCGUGUCCCUCGCGCUCUGUCCUCUCCUCUCCUCGGCCGCCGGCCUCCCCCCGCGCCGCUGUCCCCUCCUCCUCUCGCGAGGUCUCUUCUUCCCUACGACUCGAAGUCCUCGGCUAUUCGCCUUCACCUGCAGAUAAAGCGGGUGGUUGGCUUGGAAGCCUCGCGGUGGUCAGGGUAUCGACUCUAUCAAGGGAGGCGCGCGGCGUGUUCUGCUCUGCGGCCAUGGUUAGGUGCGUGGAGAUGGUGGCGGAGGAGGAGGACGACGACGAGUACGCCAAGUUGGUCCGGAGGAUGAACCCACCGAGAGUUGUGAUAGACAAUGACUCGUGCAACAACGCAACCGUCAUCCGGGUUGAUAGGGUCAAGAAGCAUGGCAUUUUACUGGAGGCAGUCCAAGUCCUUGUCGAUCUCAACCUCGUCAUCACGAAGGCGUAUAUUUCUUCGGAUGGCAACUGGUUCAUGGAUGUGUUCAAUGUGACUGAUCAGGACGGGAGUAAGCUUCAGAAUAGGGAGGUCAUUGAACAUAUUCAGAAACAGUGCCUAGAAUCAGAAGACUACCUUGCGUUGCCGGCAAUCGGGCUAAAGGAUGGAGCUGCGCCGUCAGAGGAUCAGUCCACCUCUAUCGAGCUGACCGGCACUGACCGGCCGGGCCUGCUGUCGGAGGUGUGCGCCGUGCUGGCCUCCCUGAGCUGCAACAUCGUGAAGGCCGAGGUGUGGACGCACGAGAGGCGCGCCGCCGCGGUGAUCCAGAUCACCGACGAGGCCACCGGGCUCGCCAUCCGCGACGCGGGCCGGCUGUCCAAGGUGCAGGAGCUUCUCCGCAACGUGAUGCAGGGCGACGGCACCGCCCGGAGAGGAGGCGGCAGCACGUGCACAGGCGGCGUGUCCGUGGGCGCGGCGCGCGCGGAGAGGCGCCUGCAUAAGCUGAUGCUCGACGACGGUGCCGGUGGUAGUGCCGGCGAGGAGGCUGUCGACGGCGAGGACCGGUGCGGCAAGGCGAGGCCCAAGGUCGCCGUGAUGGACUGCACGGAGAGGCAGUACACGGUGGUGAUCCUGCAGUGCCGGGACCGGCCGAAGCUGCUGUUCGACACGCUGUGCGCGCUCACCGACCUGCAGUACGUCGUGUUCCACGGCACCGUCGACGCCGAGAGAGGGAGCAAGGAGGCCUACCAAGAGUACUACAUACGGCACGUCGACGGGUACCCGGUGCGCUCCGACGCCGAGCGGACCCGCCUCGUCCGGUGCCUCGAGGCCGCCGUCGAGCGGCGAGCUUCCGACGGAUUGGAGCUGGAGGUGAGGACGGAGGACAGGGUGGGCCUGCUGUCGGAGAUCACGCGCGUGUUCCGGGAGAAUAGCCUGUCCAUCAUCCGCGCGGCGAUCGCGACCAGGGACGGCAGGGCGGAGGACACGUUCUACGUGUCGGACGCGUACGGCAACCCCGUCGACGGCCGGACCGUGGACGCGGUGGGCGAGCAGCUCGGGCACGCCGUGCUGCGGGUGAAGCGCGGCGGCGGUGGCCGCGGCCCGCCCGUGGCCGAGGGCGGCGCGGUGUCCGUCCUGGGCAGCCUGCUGAAGGGCUCGUUCCAGGGUCUCAGGCUGAUCAGGUCCUAUUCAUAAUCCAAGGAUUCUGAUUAGUUACACGACCGGGCAGUGCUUUGUGGUUUGUACAUACAAAUCUGACGUAGGUUAGGGAAUAAUGAAGCAGAAGGGCGUGGAUGCUGCAUUGUACAUUUGCACAGGAAGUCACAUGUCAUUACCAGCAUUAUUGUGAAUUAGCAAUACAAUUACAGGUUAGCAGAAAUUUAGCCAUUUCAUGAGGCCAUUUAACGAGGAA
Messenger RNA from Setaria italica (foxtail millet), 1918 nucleotides. Its product is annotated as ACT domain-containing protein ACR6. Bases 307 to 1701 code for a protein of 464 amino acids. The transcript has 7 exons. Lineage: Eukaryota; Viridiplantae; Streptophyta; Magnoliopsida; Poales; Poaceae. The record is from RefSeq and is a predicted model, not a curated record.